AUGGGCCCUGCAAGUGGCCUGUCGCGGCGCCUGCGGGUGGCGCUGCGGCAGGAGGAGCCGCGAGCCGUGGAGGAGCUGCUGCGCCGAGGCGCUGACCCCAACCUGGUGCUAGACGAUGGCGCGGCAGCCGUGCACUUGGCUGCCAGAGCCAGGCGCCCGCGCAGUCUUCGUUGUCUGGAGACCCUACUGCGCCAAGGCGGGGACCCCAACGCCCGAUCCGCGGACGGGCUGACACCGCUGCAUGUGGCUGCUGCCUGGGGCUGUCGCCGCAGCCUGGAGCUGCUGCUGAGACUGAGAGCAGACCCUGAACUGCGCGAUCAGGAUGGGCUACGCCCGCUGGACCUGGCAGAACAGCAAGGACACCAGGAUUGUGUGCGCGUCCUGCGGGAGCUGGAGGGGCUGACCUGGACUGAAGCCGAGAUCCAGGAACCCCAGCAGGGGCCUGAACCCAGACCAUGGCACGAGGGAUUGGAAGACAGCCCCUCUGGUCCUCCUCAUGUGACCCUGGAAUCCACAGCAUUGGGCAGAGGUGACAGUAGGGACAUGGGCCUAGAGGCUGCCCGUGAACCCCAAUGUCUCCUUGCCCACCCUGAAGUUGCUGAUGAGGAUGGGCGAUUGCUGUCUCCAGGGUGCUGGGACUAUAGCUCAGAUGCCUCUUUUGUCACUGCAGUUGAGGCCUCAGGAACUGAGCACCUGGCCCCAUGCAUCUUCCCUUGGGCUAGGUCAUUGCCUCAGACCAGGCAGGGGCUCCUGAGUGAGCCCGGGUCUCUGGGUACCCAGCAGCUGUCACAUGGAGCCAUCAUGGGGGGCAGAGAAGCAGAACUCAAUGCAUGUCUUCAGCCCCUGACUCUGACCUCUCCAGAUGCCUCCCCCUCUUCCACAACCCUCCGAGAACAGAGUCCAGUCCCUACCCCACCUAGGGAACUACUACCUGAGCCCUGCAACCCCCACUCCCUGGAGGAGGACCAGCCAUCCCUCAGCAAGGACCAGCCAUCCCUCAACAGUGCUGUGGCUGCGCUCUGGCUGACGGAAGAUGAGGCAAGCUCCCCAGGUGGCAAGGACCCCUCCCCCUCUAGGUGCUGCCUUCCGGUUCCCACCAUGUCUGACCUGGAGCUGCUGCAGCGCCUCCGAGCGUUUGGGCAGAACCCUGGGCCUGUCACUCCGUUCACCCGCCGAUACUACCUGCAGCGACUGGAAGAGCUCCAGGUUGCUCCUGGUCUAAACUUCUCAGGGCACAGCCCAGAGCUGGCUGAGGCCUUACGAACAGGCCAGAUCCCAAAUGCCCAAGCAGAUGAGGAUGUGCUUGCCCAGCAGUUUGAGCAACCAGAUCCCACCAGGAGGUGGCGGGAGGGGGUUGUGAAAUCCAGCUUCACUUAUCUGCUGCUGGACCCCAGGAAGACUCGAGACCUGCCAGGCCGGGCCUCUUCGUUGACCCCCCUGGAGCGCCUUCAAACUUUUGUCCGUGCCAUCUUCUAUGUGGGCAAAGGGACACGAGCCCGCCCCAAUGUCCACCUCUGGGAGGCCCUUAGUCACCGUGGGCAGCCAGGAAAGCAGCCUUCACAGGCAUGCCCAAAGGUACGCCAGAUCUUGGACAUUUGGGCCAGCGGCCAUGGUGUUGUCUCCCUGCAUUGCUUCCAGCACGUGGUGGCUGCAGAGGCUUAUACUCGAGAGGCGUGUCUUGUGGAUGCUCUAGGGAUCCAGAUGCUGACCAACCAGAAACAGGGACACUGCUAUGGAGUGGUAGCAGGCUGGUCACGGGCUCGGCGUCGCCGCUUGGGGGUACAUCUGCUGCAUCGUGCUCUCCUUGUCUUCCUGGCUGAGGGUGAACGAGAACUGAGACCCCAGGACAUCCAGGCCCGUGGCUGAGCACUGGGGAGUUGGCCAUCUAGAUGAGAGUUGUUUAUGGCAUGUGCCCCAUGAAAAAAGAGCAACUCCUUAUCUCCAGCUCCAGACGGCUGGGGAUGAGGGACAUAUGCAGCAGAGCAACUGCCUGUUGGUCUGAGGGGACUUUGUUACAGAUAGAGCUGCUGGAGAGGCAGUGAACUCCCUAUCAUGGGGGAACAGGUGAGGACCACAAGC
Molecule: messenger RNA, 2079 nt
Organism: Condylura cristata (star-nosed mole)
Lineage: Eukaryota; Metazoa; Chordata; Mammalia; Eulipotyphla; Talpidae
Gene: ANKLE1
Product: ankyrin repeat and LEM domain containing 1
Exons: 10
Coding region: 1-1866 (621 amino acids)
Molecular function (GO): endonuclease activity; protein binding
Source: RefSeq, a predicted model, not a curated record